Acaulospora morrowiae is the source of this 1293-nucleotide messenger RNA. The record is from the annotation of a GenBank genome assembly. NCBI's taxonomy places the organism in Eukaryota, Fungi, Glomeromycota, Glomeromycetes, Diversisporales, Acaulosporaceae.
GAAAUCCUACACCCGUAUGAUAGACGCUACAACCAUCCGCAACCAUUAUUUCAGUAUUCUUCGCAUUUAAAAAUAUUUCCAUUUGCAGAUAUCGCAAAAAUAAUAGUAGAAGGAUGGAAAAGACGCAAUAAGUCUGUUAAUCUGUUUAAAAAAAUACGCAUCGAAAGGCUCGAAAAAAUCAUGACUGCCAUUUUUUAUUUGGUCAUGAGAACUAGUUGUUUAAGAGAGAUUGAAAUCUUCGAUUAUUAUGGUCGGAAUGGCGAACAAUUUAUUUACAAUAUUUCGAAAGUCAUUUCAUUUUCUUCCUAUCAAUACAGAUUCUCACAAUUACGCAAUUUGACAAUACAUAUUAAGAAAAGUUCAUAUCUCAAGGAGUCAUUAAGAAAUUUAUCAAAAUUAUGUAUCAAUCUUCAAAGACUAGAAUAUAGGGUUAAACAAGAUCUAGAUUCUGAAACAGUGGACGCGUUGGCUGAUAUCAUAACCGCACAGUCUAAUCUAAAGAAUUUUUUGAUAGAAACUCAUAUAAAAAACUACCAAAGGAGAUUUAUAAGUCAUUUAGAUUUUCAGAAGGAGUCCCUAACUUCGCUUUCCUUGCACUUUAUCGAUUUCUCAGUCAUUAGUCUGAAUAGCAUUGCGAAGUAUACAAAGCUGGAAUCCAUGGAAAUAUAUAGUUGCUAUGGGGCUACGAAGGGAAACUGUGAGAUGUUUAUGCAAUCGUCAAUUAAACUCAAGAGUUUAACUAUUGACACCUAUCAAUUCGUAAAUGAUACACUUUUAGCUACAUUUAUCGAAAAAGCAGGCAAAAAUUUGUUAAACUUGCACACUGACAGGGUAUCCGAAAAAUUAAUGACGCCAUUGUCUCGAUUCUGUCCAAACAUAUCCAAAUUUUCGUUAUUAGAUAUGUGGCAAGACUGCAGUAUAUUUAUGGAUUACUUAAAAGGGUCCAAUAUAAGCCAAUUAAUCAUUAAAUCUCACUGUAGAUCAGACGAACUAUUAAUUGCUUUGGGAAAGCAUGUUCCUUCCAGUUUAGAAAAAUUAUAUCUUCAUUGUCAUUUUAGACCGGAGUGUCUCGGAAAAUUUCUACUCGACUAUAGUAAAUCAUCACUUAAUACGUUGGAGACUUUAUAUAUUAAGUACAUUGACGGUCAUUCUCUUGAUUACCUUAAGGUAAUUGAGCACUAUGCUCAGUAUAAUGCAUUGAAAACCGUUGUGAUAGAAACUACGGUAGAUAUGUAUGAGGCGUCGGGUUUAAUUCAGAAAAUCAAGAAUAAAGGAAUUAAUAUUCUUUUUUAA